CCGAUUUCAAUGGAGGUUUUUCAGUUGUCGCCGGAGAUUCCUUUCCGUUUCAAUCCUAUACGACUAAAAUUUUCGAAUCGUAGCAGAAUCAACUUCUGCCGGCCAUUAUCAGCGACCAGCGAUUCUCGAUCCGGUACACCGGAUUCAGAGUCCCGGAAGAACCGGAUGUUCAUCCUCGGGAUGGGAUUCGUCGGUGGCUUCUUCGCGGAAAAGCUCAAAGAAGCAGACUGGGUGGUUUCAGGGACUUGCAGGAGUGAUUCUAAGAAGAAAGAAUGGGAGAAGAAAGGAAUCGAUCUUCACCUAUUUUCUGCUGAUUCACCUGAAUGGAGCUUGCUUGAAUCAGUGAAAGAUUACACUCACCUGCUCGUUUCUAUUCCGCCUUUAGCUGACAUUGGUGAUCCGAUGUUGCGGAAUGUAGAACUUGUCAGAGACAAGCUUUCUAGUGGAAAUCUUCAAUGGCUUUGUUAUCUCUCAUCAACAAGUGUUUAUGGAGACUAUGGUGGUGCUUGGGUCUCUGAAGAUCAUCCCCCAAAUCCUAAAACUCAAACAGCCAAACUGAGGUUAGCUGCAGAGGGAGGAUGGUUGAGCUUAGGUCUUGAUCUUGGGGUUUCUACUCAAGUCCUUCGACUUGGUGGUAUCUAUGGUCCUGGUCGCAGUGCGAUUGAUACUUUGUUGAAACGGGAGCAUUUGUCUGAAAGUCAGCUAAGAAGAGCGUCCCGGAGAUUCACGUCCAGAGUCCAUGUUGAAGAUAUAUGCCAAGCUCUUCAAGCUUCCAUUGAAAAAUCAUCUUCAAGAGAGAUCUACAACAUUGUCGAUGAUGAUCCAGCACCAAGAGAAGAGGUGUUCCAAUAUGCCUUGGAGUUGGUUGAAAAACGUUGGAAAAGGAAGAUCGAAACAAAGCCAUUUCUGUAUGAGUCUCGGGAGGAGAGUUCAUUGAGAGGCGAAAAACGAGUUAGUAACCAACAUAUGAAGAAUAAACUAGGAGUUAAAUUGCUAUAUCCUUCUUACAAGUCGGGAUUGCAAAGCAUUGUCGAGAAGAUGGACAACCCUUUUUAAGCACAUAUUACAACAACACUGCUGAACAGAAUCUAUCACGACAAGAUAAAGGAAUCAGUUCAUCAGAACAUCGAGGGCAAUGUGAGUUACUUAAUUAGUGACACUAGUUUUUGGAUGUUGCAUCAGUUAAAUAAAUUAUGCAAUUGUUGAAUUGCUUGAUGUUUAACUACAAAAAGUGUCCAGACAAAAGAGCUCUUGUUCUUCAAUGUAGAAUCCAUGGUUCUAAAAUUCUAGAUACGUUAUAAACAGCCAAAACAUGGACACAAAUUCAGCAACGAAUGCAUGAUUGAAACGAGGCAUGUGAAGAUGCUACGUGUAACACACAGAUUGGUAUCCAACGGCUGAGAACUAUUUCAAAUCGUUGACGGAGAUGGCCGUCCAUCAAGACCAAUCCGAGUGAUGAAUGACGGCCGUUGAUAGAGCGAGCAGUUUAGCCUCGCGUGGCGUCUAGGCCAAAAUCAAACACAACACGCACAAAAGUUGUAUAACUAACUUGUAACAAUUGGAACAAUGAAAAUCACGUGCUCUUUCUUUCUUUUGCAUUUGUCGG
Messenger RNA from Eruca vesicaria subsp. sativa (arugula), 1606 nucleotides. NCBI's taxonomy places the organism in Eukaryota, Viridiplantae, Streptophyta, Magnoliopsida, Brassicales, Brassicaceae. The record is from the annotation of a GenBank genome assembly.